Molecule: messenger RNA, 1944 nt
Organism: Durio zibethinus
Lineage: Eukaryota; Viridiplantae; Streptophyta; Magnoliopsida; Malvales; Malvaceae
Source: RefSeq, a predicted model, not a curated record
UUUUUUCUGAAAUUCGAGUAAAAAGAUGUAUAUGUUAACAUUGUGGCAAUUUACCUGUGAUUGCGAGGAAUGUAAAAUCCAAGUUUUGCAUUCUUUUCAUAGGAAAAAAACUAUUUAUGAUAUGGAAAGGGAGAAACAGGAAACGUGGAUGGAUACGGAGCGGACAAUUUCGGUGCAAAAAUGAACAUAAAAAAAAAAAAUCAACACCACAACAACUCCCAUCAUUCCUUGGAGGCUCAACCAAAUCAAAGUCCAUCGUUUUUAAAUUUUUUUUUUUUUAAAUCUGCCAGAUUUCCAAGGCCAAGAUCAUGCUCGCACGUUGUUUGCCUUGGCGUUCUCCUCCCUUUAUCUCUGCUUCUACAAGUACACGGAAGGUGCUUGGAAGUCUUUUGACAGAUAUACUUCAACCAAGUUGCAAAUUUCAACAACCAGUUAGCCAAGGAAAAAGGGUAACAUUCCCUCAGGGAUUGGUAAAGUUUGUACAGACAUCAUGUCGGAUCUCUGUCCCUUGGGUGUCAGCAAGAAAGACACAAGCACCUUCAAAAUUUUUGAAAGACAAGAAGAUGGUUCCUGAAGCAGAUCCUCCUAGUACUGAAGAUGUCAAUCUCCUGUAUCAACUCUUUGAACAAAGCAACAAGCUUGUGGUAUUGACUGGAGCUGGAAUUAGCACUGAAUGUGGAAUUCCUGAUUAUAGAAGCCCAAAUGGAGCUUAUAGUUCUGGUUUCAAGCCAAUUACCCAUCAGGAGUUUGUACGUUCAAGUCGUGCCCGCAGGCGGUAUUGGGCAAGGAGCUAUGCUGGAUGGAGGCGGUUUACUGCAGCACAACCAGGUGCUGCUCAUGUUGCUUUGGCAUCUCUAGAGAAAGCUGGCCGAAUACACUUUAUGAUAACACAGAAUGUUGACAGGCUGCACCAUCGUGCUGGAAGCAACCCACUUGAAUUGCACGGGACUGUUUAUAGUGUGAUUUGUCUAGAUUGUGGUUUUUCCUUCUGUCGAAAUUUAUUUCAAGAUGAAGUGAAGGCCCUUAAUCCAAAGUGGGCAGCAGCAAUUGAAAGCUUGGACUAUGGCAGCCCUGGAUCAGAUAAGAGCUUUGGCAUGAAACAAAGGCCUGAUGGUGAUAUUGAGAUAGAUGAGAAAUUUUGGGAGGAGGAUUUCCACAUCCCCACUUGCAAGAAAUGCAAGGGGAUCCUGAAACCUGACGUUGUCUUCUUUGGUGACAAUGUGCCCAAGGAAAGAGCAGAUAUAGCCAUGGAAGUUGGUAGAGAAUGUGAUGCUUUCCUUGCACUAGGUUCAUCUUUGAUGACCAUGUCUGCUUACCGACUUGUCAGGGCUGCUCAUGAGGCAGGUGCCACCACCGCAAUUGUGAAUAUUGGUACAACCCGUGCUGAUGAUUUUGUAUCCUUGAAAUUGAAUGCUCGAUUGGGCGAGAUUUUGCCAAGAGUGCUCAACAUUGGCUCCCUCAGUAUCCCUGCCAUUCAGUAAACUAUCAGGAAGGAUUGAGGCAGACAGGUUUGAUGAAUCAAACUCUAGGAUCAAAGGAUUGAUGAAUUUGGGGUUUCAAAUAAGUGGAAUAGCAUGCUUCUUCAGCUGCUAGUGCUGUAUAGAAAUGUGUGAAAUUAUGUAUACAACAGUGAUUUUAAGAGGUAAAUUGGUUUGUUUACUGAUCAAUCAAGCCCUGAAGAAAAACUUUAUUAUGCUAGCGUUCAUUUGGGGGAACCAUUUAUGUAUAUGUUAGUGCACACAUAAAAUAAUCUUUACAACUCAUAUUUGUUUGUUUAUGUAGAGCUUUGGAUAUUUCUUUGUUGUUUUUAUAAGAAAAAACAAAGCGGGAAAAGGAGUUGAAGGAUUAUUUACAUAGUAUUUGAUCUUUUUUUUAAAUGAAAAAAGACAUGAUUCUAGUUUUAUGUAGAUUAAUUAUGUUAGAUCUGGUGUUACAUUUUAAUUA